Penaeus indicus is the source of this 2543-nucleotide messenger RNA. RefSeq names its product SET and MYND domain-containing protein 4-like. Lineage: Eukaryota; Metazoa; Arthropoda; Malacostraca; Decapoda; Penaeidae. The record is from RefSeq and is a predicted model, not a curated record. Gene Ontology annotation, molecular function: histone deacetylase binding. The coding region runs from base 121 to 1287 and encodes 388 amino acids. The transcript has 3 exons. Gene Ontology annotation, cellular component: cytoplasm; nucleus.
CUGUUAUUUUUGGAAAAAAAUUUCUGCAGUUGUUUGGAUAAGGAAAGUUACGAGACUCGCUGCCUCACGUGUGCGGCUCAGUGCUGCAGCUCCCUCCCUUGCCCCAACUGUAACUUUGUCAUGUUCUGCAGUGAGGAAUGUAGAGAACAAGGUAUUGCUAAUUUCCAUGAACAAGAGUGUGAGGUUUUGCCAGCUCUAGAAGCCUUCAGCGAUGAAUCGGCCACAUUAGUCUUUAGGUUGCUAAUGCAGCUGACAUUCCCUCGCCUCAAGGAACUGCUGCCCAUUCUGAAGCAGGAGGAAAAGACACUGCCUCCCGAGAAACGUGGAUUUAAUGAGGAAGGGAUAUAUGAUGCUGGAGACUUCCGGGCGAUAUAUCAUUUGUGUACUAACAAGCACCAUCGGUCAAGUCCGUUGAUUCUUAGAAUGUGCACAGUGGCUUUCAUCAUUACUAAGAUUCUGAUAGCCUGUAACAAGUAUUUCGUAGAUGGGCACGGGAAUCCCCUAUCCCCAAGUGGCGAGGAUAUCGCUCUCGUUGGGGGCACUCUGGUGAGGAUCCUGAUGGUAUUGAGGACCAAUAGCUUCGCUUUCAAGGAAUUACAGGUCUCUCUUUUUCGUAAUAGAGAUGUCCUCAAAACCUCCGUGGGAGUAAAACUCUGCUCUACUCUUAGUUUCUUGAAUCACUCCUGCAACCCAAGCGUCUACUCAAGUACCGGAAGUGGCAUCAGUGCCUCUCGAGCUUUCCGUUUCAUCCCAGCCGGCCAGGAAGUGACGACUUGUUAUGGCAGCACCUUUUACGAUCUCGAGAAGAGCGGGCGAUGGGAACGUCUGAAGGCCUAUUAUUUCACCUGUUGUUGCGAGGCCUGUGAGAAUAACUGGCCGGAAAAGAGUCAGCUCUCAUCCAAGCCGAAGAUGAAGUGCUUGGGAUGUUCAGAGCCAGUCAGUUGCAGGUCAGGCAAAUGUACCAAGUGUGACAAAGACGAGGGGGGACCUGAGUCUAACCUGACGGCAAAGAACCAAGAAAUCGGAAAGCAAAUCUUAGAUGCACUGAAGAAGUACCUUCACGUCCGCAACAGUGAGAGAUUCAUGGAUAGAAACGAUGAGAAAGACAUUGAGGUCAUCAGUAAAGCUAUUGAAAUUAUGGACAAAUAUAUGGUUCUGCCGUGUAAGUUUUAUUGUGACGCUCAAGACACACUGCAGAUUUACUAUAACCGAGUAGGCAAGUUCACUUACGUCAGCCCUGGGUCAGAUAAUAUGCUCUCUAACUAUUACUGGCCUCCGACCCCAUGAGGAAGAAUGGCUAGCACGCAACCAGCCACAAACCUUCAAAGAAGUUUAAGGUUUAAUUUACAUCAGCAAGAUGUUCAAUAGUUAUUUUUUUGUAUAUGUUUAGUUACUUCACAAAGCCUGUAAAUGUUAAACCUAAUUUAGAAUUUUGUUCUUCGUUCAAUUGCUAGAGAUAAAUAGUAUUAGAGCUUCUUUGUUUAAUCAUUGGAGUUAUUUCCAGUGAUUUGGAGCGAUUUGUUAAUUACUGGAUAAGAUUUGUUGUGGGGUAUUAAGUUAUAUCCCUCAUUUUGAUUACUUUUUUAUUUUUCUAAAAGACCCAGUCACGGUGUUGACUAGGAUGCAGGAUGGAAAAAAACCGUGAUAGUGUUGUAAGUUCUUUUCUCCAAAAAGUUUAUGUAGGUGAGAUCAACAGGGGAACAUGUGGCUCCGUCGAUAACCGUGAUGCGUCUAACGAGUAUCAAGUGUUGUCACGUAAUUACAUUGUUGCGACGCUAUAGUAAUCAUACAUAGGAGGAUAAGUAAUAUAAAUGAGAACAUAUUAGGUUAUACAGAAAUUACUAGCACAAAUGUCACUGUAGUUCUCACAUAUCUACAGAAUAUCGAGGAAUAUAGAAAGUUAUAUUCAGGAAGAUGUAUGGUCAAGGUUAUUCAUUGAGCACUUUCUUUAUUUCAGGUAAAUCUGAUGAUAUAAUAUGAUUGACUGAACUGAAGAAAUUGUUUCCAAUGUAGGCCUAUGUAAGGAAUCUCUCUCUCUCUCUCUCUCUCAUAAGGAUUUCGCUUCCUAUAUUUUAGUCCCGCCGUCUAAUAACUGUCCCCAUCACGAAGUGAUCGGAUGUAGAAUAGUAGAAUCACUGGUCAUGAGCACAUGAUCCACUUUGGUUCUUGUAAUCCUACCUUUGCGAGUACUUACUUUGUCUUAUUUAGAACCGAGGGAACUUACAUGGCCUUUAGAGCACCGGCGUGUCUGGCGGAAGAUUUUUGUACGUGUUGAUUGUAGUCAUUGCUUUUUCGUUGAUUCUACGAGUAGGACACAUAUAUACAUAUGUAUAUGUAUAUGUAUAUGUGUAUAUAUAGUAGGUAUAUACAUGUAUAUACAUAUAUAUUUAUAUAUACAUAUUUAUACAUGUAUAUAUACACAUACAUAUAUAUUACAUUUGUAUAUACAUACACAGACAUACAUGUGUAUAUAUACACAUACAUAUAUUAUUUUACAUAAUACGCGCACGCACACGCACACGCGCACGCGCACGCACACGCAC